Nematolebias whitei (Rio pearlfish) is the source of this 1365-nucleotide messenger RNA. It is a transcript of the gene gpr19, whose product is annotated as G protein-coupled receptor 19. Gene Ontology annotation, biological process: G protein-coupled receptor signaling pathway. The record is from RefSeq and is a predicted model, not a curated record. The transcript is spliced from 2 exons. Gene Ontology annotation, cellular component: plasma membrane. Gene Ontology annotation, molecular function: G protein-coupled receptor activity. The coding region runs from base 97 to 1365 and encodes 422 amino acids. NCBI's taxonomy places the organism in Eukaryota, Metazoa, Chordata, Actinopteri, Cyprinodontiformes, Rivulidae.
ACGACGUGUCUCUGUGAUGAAGAUUUGCAGGAGGGUCUCGACGACAGGACGAGCGAACGGAACCGAACCUACCACCGUUAAUGCAACGCUCCAGUGAUGGUGUAUGCCCAGUCACCAACCAGAGUCGGAGUGAACCCCUCCCUGUACUCUCCAGCGUUCAUGUAUCAGAUGUCCUUCAACUUGACCAAGAGGGAGAACUCCACUGUCCUGGCCACCUUACCCACCACUGCGCUUUUCAGCCUCGAGGCCUCGUCCUCCGGCCGGCCCAACGUCACUGCCGCCUCCAGUGAGCUGACGCCAGGCGAGGUUGCUGCCCUGGGUGUGGUGUUUGGAGUUCUCUGGUUGACCUCCAUCCUGGGAAAUGCUCUGGUAUGCCUGGUCAUCCACAGGAGCCGAAGGACUCAGUCCACCACCAACUACUUUGUGGUGUCUAUGGCCUGUGCGGACCUGCUCAUGAGCCUUGGCUGUGCUCCGUUUGUCCUCCUGCAGGUCACUGCAGGACAAUGGCCGCUAAGCACCGCUGCCUGCAAGUUGGUGCGCUACCUGCAGCACCUCUGCCCAGGUGUUCAGGUGUAUGUCCUGCUCUCCAUCUCUGUGGACCGUUUCUACACCAUCGUCUAUCCUCUGAGCUUCAAGGUGUCCAGGGAAAAGGCAAAGAAGAUGAUCGUGGCCUCGUGGCUGUUUGAUGCAGCCUUUGUCACGCCCUGCUUCUUCUUUUACGGAUCUACUGACAGUCACUGUGACUUCUUCCUCCCUGUCAGCUGGGGCAGUAUAGCCUACGCUGCAGUUCACCUUCUGGUUGGUUUCCUGGUCCCUGUGGGGUUGAUUGUAUCCUUCUACCAGAGGGUGGUUCGAUACAUCUGGAGGAUCAGCGCUGAUGGCCACACGGUGCGCCGAACAAUGAACAUUGUACCACGGACUAAAGUUAAGACCAUCAAGAUGUUCCUCAUGCUCAACUCAGUUUUCUUCCUCACCUGGACGCCCUUCUAUGUUGCUCAGCUCUGGCACCCGAAGGAGUCUGCUGUACCCACCAGGCAGGAACUGUUGUUCUUCACAGCCAUCGCCUGGAUCUGCUUCGGUUCCACAGCAUCCAAACCAACCCUGUACUCCGUCUACAAUGCAAACUUCAGGCGUGGCAUGCGAGAGACUUUCUGCACGUCAUCCAUGAAGUGCUACCGCAGUAACGCGUACACCAUCACUGUCAGCUCCCGGAUGGCCAAAAAGAACUACGUUGGUGCGGUGGAUCUCCCAGUCCAAGCGAAGACCAUCACCAAGGACUCGGUGUACGAUGCUUUUGACCGAGAGGCUAAGGAAAAGAAGGUAGCUUGGCCCACCAACACCAACCCUCCUAACACCUUUGUGUGA